AUGCUUAUACAUUUCUCUUCGAAUUCAUCCAAUCAAUCGGAUCAAUCGUCUCUGCCCACGAAAAUUGCGAAACUCGAGGCCAGAAUGGUGGGCAAGACGUCCUCUGCAGUUGCUGCACCAGCCCAAGUACAGACCCAGGUCCAGUCCACGUCGUGGUCCGCCGCGGUCAAGUUUGGUACUCCACCCGAUAGCCUGCCCUCCGAGUCGCUGGUCUCAAGUGAUGAUUCUGACGAUGACAAUGGAAGGGAGUUUCUCAUACAAGCGACCACCCAGAAGCGCCAUAAAGUUGAAGACUCUGCUUUAUUUGAACAUGUUGAGGCUGCUGCUGAUGCAAGACAAGUUAUUAAAGAAUUAGACUCCAACAAGGUGGGUCCGGAUGUAAAUAAAAAAAGACGAGGUCGGGGUAGGGGAAGUUCUGCUUCAGGCAAGGGGCAUGGUUCCAGAGUUUGUGAUCAGACAGCAGUUUCUCUAUCCAACGGUCAACUUGAAAUCUCACAGAAGAUGCAUGAGUGUUUUUCUAAUGAGCAUCUUCGGCUUGAUAGGCAUACCUCCUCAGAGGUCACUUCUUUACGUGCAAAAGUGGCAGCUUUGGAGGAGGAACUAACAAAGUCACGUGAAGAGAAUUCUGAUCGUCAAAAUCAAUGUCAACAGUUAGAAAAGGAACUAAAGGAUCUUAAAGAUUAUGAACAGCAGAUGAAGCCAAAGAGAAUGAAAAUAAUAUCUGAUCUAUUGAUAUCUAUUUCGAAAGCCGAGAGACAAGAAGCAAGGAUGAAAGUACGCCAAGAUUCCUUGAGACUUGGUAAUGUGGGAGUAGUCAGGGCUGGGACAGUCAUCUCUGAGGCAUGGGAGGAUGGACAAGCAUUUAAGGAUCUCAAUACUCACCUUAGAAACUUGUUGGAGAACAAGGAAGCUGUUGAAAGGCAGCGAAAAUUACUGAAGAAACGUCAAUCAGACAAAGGUGAUGGAAGUGACACGGAGACAGUUCAUGAUGAUGUUCUCUUUUUGGAUGAAGUGUACAAAUCUCGUCUAGGCAGCAUCAAGCGUGAGGAAGAAACAGUAAUGCGUGACAGAGAUCGAUAUGAAUUGGAGAAAGGAAGACUUAUACGUGAAAUGAAACGCAUUCGAGAUGAGGAUGGUUCCCGCUUUAACAAUUUUCAGAUUUUAAACCAUCGAUAUGCUCUUCUAAACCUUCUUGGAAAAGGAGGAUUCAGUGAGGUUUAUAAGGCUUUUGACUUGGUGGAGCAUAGAUAUGUUGCGUGUAAGCUUCAUGGCUUGCAUGCUCAGUGGAGCGAAGAUAAGAAGCAAAGUUACAUACGACAUGCAAUCAGGGAGUACAACAUUCACAAAACAUUAGUGCACCCGCACAUUGUUCGCCUUUGGGAUAUUUUUGAGAUUGAUCCAAAUACAUUUUGCACCGUAUUAGAGUAUUGCAGUGGCAAGGAUCUUGAUGGAGUUCUUAAAGCAACACCUCUAUUGCCAGAGAGAGAAGCAAGGAUCAUUAUUGUCCAGAUUUUUCAAGGCCUUGUUUACCUGAACAAAAGAUCACAGAAGAUUAUCCAUUAUGAUUUGAAGCCUGGAAAUGUUUUAUUUGAUGAGCUUGGCUUCGCUAAAAUAACUGAUUUUGGCCUUAGCAAGAUAGUGGAGGAUGAUGUGGGAUCCCAGGGAAUGGAGCUUACGUCUCAAGGUGCUGGAACUUAUUGGUAUCUGCCUCCAGAAUGCUUUGAGCUAAACAAGACGCCUCUCAUAUCCUCAAAGGUUGAUGUUUGGUCGGUUGGUAUUCUAUUUUACCAAAUGCUAUUUGGCAGACGCCCUUUUGGACAUGACCAGACGCAAGAGAAAAUUCUACGUGAAGACACCAUUAUCAAGGCCCGUAAGGUAGACUUUCCUUCAAGGCCAUCCGCAUCAAAUGAGGCGAAGGAUUUUAUUCGUAGUUGUCUGACGUAUAGCCAAGCCGAGAGACCAGAUGUUUUAACCGUUGCUCAAGAGGAAGCUGAAGCAUUUUUUGAGGAAAUGAAGGAAAUGGGAGUUGAGCCAGAUAUUGUGUCCUAUAAUUGCUUGGUAGAUGUGUAUUGUAAGGGAAGACAGAUUGAGAAUGGAGUUAAGGUAAUGAACAAAAUGAGGGAGGAAGGGAUUGAUUUAGAUGUGAUAACAUAUACUAGUUUGAUUGGAGGGUUGGGAUUGGUGGGUCAACCAGAUAAGGCAGCGGAGCUGCGGAGGUUUUAA
Molecule: messenger RNA, 2223 nt
Organism: Fraxinus pennsylvanica
Lineage: Eukaryota; Viridiplantae; Streptophyta; Magnoliopsida; Lamiales; Oleaceae
Source: the annotation of a GenBank genome assembly